Molecule: messenger RNA, 1678 nt
Organism: Thalassophryne amazonica
Lineage: Eukaryota; Metazoa; Chordata; Actinopteri; Batrachoidiformes; Batrachoididae
Product: zinc finger protein 436
Exons: 2
Coding region: 174-1319 (381 amino acids)
Cellular component (GO): nucleus
Source: RefSeq, a predicted model, not a curated record
UGUCCGAUGAGAAAACAAGGCGGCUUUUUUGUCGCAGAAAAUAAGAGUAUUCUUUGUGUGAUAUGUAGCAGCGAUUAGACUCUUUUUCUACACAUCCACAGUCUUUGGAGAAUUAAACGUGGUCCAUAUGUUGUUAUGAUGUGUCAAGGAAACGGAACUCCUCUGCUGCAGGUAUGGCUGUAGAUUCCAUCAUGCUGGACAAAACCAAUGAUACAGAGCAAGAGACUCUGCAAUGUUCAGACUGUGGGUGCAGUUUCAGCCCACCAGAGCUGAACACUGCAACAGAGUCAACCACCUCUUCAGUCCCUUCUCAGCAGCAAGAAGCAGGCAGUUCUUCAAAAUGCCCAUCCUGCAAAGCCGGCUGUGCUCUCCCCAGUGAUCAACUUUUGGAGAAAUGCUCCCGCCUGAAGCCUCACAAUUGUUCGCUGUGCACCAAAAGCUUCAUAACUUCUGCUCACCUGAACCUUCACCUCUCCUUUCACAACAAGGAAAAGAAGUUCAAAUGUAACACCUGUGGAAAGUUCUUCUACCAGGCCUCCCACCUGAUUGCACACGAGGUGAUCCACAGCGGCAACAGGCCAUUUAAAUGCCCAGAGUGUGGCAAAUGCUUUGUCCGUGCCUCUCACCUUAAGACCCACCGUCGGUUGCACACUGGCGAGAAGCCCUUUAAGUGCAGCUACUGUUGCAAGGCCUUCACCCAAAAGUCUGGACUCCUGUCACACGUUCGCCAACAUACAGGGGACCAUCUAUUCAAGUGUGAGCAGUGUGGUGAGACCUUCCCCUCUUUGCAUAUCCUGCUCGCUCAUAAGGCUCAAGAGUCCUCUGGACAAGAAGGGCCAGUGCCCGUACCAGCACCCACUCAAACACCAGUACCCACUCCAACACCAGCACCCGCUCCAGUAGCAGCAGCUGUUCCAACUCCAGCACCACGUGCACCUGCCUUUGCUCAAGCAACAACACUGAAGGAGCCUGAAAAGGCAGAAAGCAGUCUAGAUGACCUGAAGUGUGGCGUCUGCUGUCGAACCUUCGUACGAUCAUCCUACAUAAGAUUGUGCAUACGCUUGAGCAAAGGCCAGCGGCCCUAUCACUGCAAAGUAUGCAACAAGACCUUUGUCAAGAUGGAUACCUUUGUGAACCACUGUGAUAAACACCUGAGACAGAAAAAGGAUCACAAGGCAGUUCAAGACAAAGUCGUUAAACCUCCCCUGUUUGUUCCGCUCUCCAAGCCCCCUUCACCACAACCCUUGCCUACUUUGUCUGUCUCCGCAGAGGUCAGCACACGCUCCAAAACAAAGACCAAGAGUAAAACAGAGCUGUGACCACAAAGACUGGACUCCUUAUGACUAAAACAGUCUUUGACCAAUAAUGUGUCAUUGCCAUAUGGCACAGACGGCAUAUUGUGAACACUAAAUGCUGAUGUAGGAGAGGAGUGUCGUAAGAAAAUAGGAGUAAAUAGGAAAAAAGUACAUUAGAGAUUAGAGGUUUUGAUAUGUUAAGCAGGAUGACUAAAACGGGAAAUAUACUUAAAAACUAAAAAAAAAUAAUCCUGUAACUAUUUUUUACGAGGAAUGUCCCCAUUCUAUGCUGCUUAGGAACAGGCUUCAUACAGCCUGAUACAGUUCUGAUGUUUUGUUUGCUCAGUGUACACCAACAGUUCUAACAGCUUGUCAGGCACCGC